Messenger RNA from Esox lucius (northern pike), 1490 nucleotides. RefSeq names its product smoothelin a (gene smtna). Gene Ontology annotation, molecular function: protein binding. NCBI's taxonomy places the organism in Eukaryota, Metazoa, Chordata, Actinopteri, Esociformes, Esocidae. The transcript has 8 exons. Gene Ontology annotation, biological process: actin cytoskeleton organization. The coding region runs from base 126 to 926 and encodes 266 amino acids. Gene Ontology annotation, cellular component: filamentous actin; microtubule organizing center. The record is from RefSeq and is a predicted model, not a curated record.
UGCCCUGUUUUCAGUGUCAGGAAGAGGAAAGUGGGACUGGUACUGAGCGCAUCAGUGGGACACACAUCUCCAUUACCUGCCCUCCAGAGAAAACCCUGAGCACAGUCCCUGACAGAAUACUGGACAUGGAGGCGAGUGCUGUGUCUGUGACGGAGACAUCGGAGAUGACCCCUGGUGAGCCCCUGGCCGGCAAACUGACCAGUCAGCAGCUAGCUGCUGUUGAGGAUGAAGAAGUCCUGAAUAAUAUGUUGGAUAAGGCUGUGGAUUUUGAUGAAAGGCGAAUGAUCCGCGCUGCGUUGAGGGACCUCCUCAAGAAGAAGAGAGAGAAGCGAGAGAAAGAGCGGGGGUCAAGGCAGGAUGACCUGAGACAGCAGGCUUUGAAAAAUGCAGGCACAGGACAGAUGGGAAUGAACAGAGGAGGGCAGACCAGCAGCCAACAGAAGUCCCACUCUCCCAACCAAUUCUCUGCAUCAACCACCAGCUCUUUGACUAAGAAUACUGGCAGCAGGGCCAAACCAGCAAUGGCACCAGCCCAUCACUGUGCCUCUGUCGUCACAUCACCCAACAUGAAAAAUGUCAAGCAGAUGUUACUGGACUGGUGCAGAGCCAAAACGGAGCCAUAUGAGGGAGUAAAUAUUCAGAACUUCUCCUCCAGUUGGAGCGAUGGCAUAGCGUUCUGCGCCCUGGUGCACAGGUUCUUCCCAGACGCGUUUGAAUACUCUAUUCUCAACCCCAACGCACGCAAGGAGAACUUUGAGCUGGCCUUCAGCACUGCUGAGAGGCUAGCGGAUUGCCCCCCUCUGCUGGACACUGAAGACUUACUGAGGAUGCAUGAGCCUGACUGGAAGUGUGUGUACACGUACAUUCAGGAGUUCUACCGAUGCCUGGUGCAAAAAGGCCUUGUUAAAACUAAAAAGAAACUCUAGAAGGAAAGAGGUUUCACAAAACAUACUAAACACGCGUGGUGGACACCUGCCAUAGGGAGAUUUGCUGUUUGCUGUGGCGGGUUGUGAGCACAUGGGAUUUAAAUGACCUGUGAGUCUCUUAAUGUUGUGUGUGCUUACGCUUAUCUGUGUAUGUUUUGAGAGGACAGCUGGCACAGAAGUACAUUCCACUGAGAUUACACAUCUGCAUUAAUCUCAAUCGGGGCCAUUGAAAAUCUCCAAAUUGCUUUUGAUGGCGUUGUGCCCUGAUUACAAUUAAUUUUUGUAAGUAGGCUACGUCUGGGUUAAAAAUAUACAAGGUUAAAUGUAAAACAAUGUUGUGAUUUAAAAUGUGAACAUGUGUUUUGUUGUGAUCACAUUUUAGAGUGGGCCUUGUCUACAUUUCUAUUACGGGUUACCCAUACCAUUUUUGUCCAGAAAGAGGAUAGUUGCCAAAUCCCUCCCGUAUUUGGUCACUGUCAUAAUAUUGCAAAUAUCCUUGAACUCUGUUGUAUCAAAUUUCACUACUGGCAUCUUUGGAUAAUAAAAGCUGUGGUGGUAAAACUG